AUGAAUACUAUAAAGGAUAUCAUUGGUGAUUAUGCCCUUGGAAAAUACAAGAAUAUGACUAAUGAUGAACUAAUAGAUUGUAUGCAACAAUUAAUUUAUAUCAUUGAUGAAGAAACUACUCCAGAAGAGAAGUUAGCAUUGAAAAAACCAUAUUGGAGUCUUGUAUAUAGAAUAGCUAAUGGAAAAGGUUUAAUGUGGGAUUUACCAAGAAAGAAGAAAGAAGAAAAAACAGAAGAAGAAAAUAAAACAUAUAGAAAAUUAAUAAGAGAUAAAAAAACAGAAGAAAGUAAACCAGAGAAAAAUGAUAAUUAA
Molecule: messenger RNA, 312 nt
Organism: Entamoeba dispar SAW760
Lineage: Eukaryota; Evosea; Mastigamoebida; Endamoebidae
Exons: 1
Coding region: 1-312 (103 amino acids)
Source: RefSeq, a predicted model, not a curated record